This is a messenger RNA of Funneliformis caledonium, 183 nucleotides long. Lineage: Eukaryota; Fungi; Glomeromycota; Glomeromycetes; Glomerales; Glomeraceae. The record is from the annotation of a GenBank genome assembly.
UUAGAUGCAUUUAAGGAAAAUUCUGCAAUGUUCUGCGAAUCACCGGAAAUCAUCGUCUCUGGAUUGGACCCAUCUCGCAAAAAAUUUCUUUGCUCCCGAAUAAGUUGUAAACUCGAAUCUCUGCUUUCUCAAUCCGAUUUGUUCAAAGAAGCUAAAUGCUUCCUGGGUUUUGCGGAAUACUAG